CCACUUCUAAAUUCUCUCAUUUCUUUAGAAGUUUAUUAUAACAAAAAUAAAUCCUUAUAUUUUCAUUCUUGAUUCCGUAUAAACAUGACAGCCAUGAAAAGAAGCAGAGAAGAUAAUGGACAAGUGGAAGCAGAAGCCAUGGCUAACUGCGCCUUAAUGCUUUUGUCUCGUUUAAACAAUAACAACAACAAUAAUAAUGAUUUUGAAUGUAAAACUUGUAAUAAACGUUUCCCGUCUUUCCAAGCCCUCGGUGGACAUCGUGCAAGUCAUAAUAAUAAAUGGCCAAGAUUACUCGGAGAGUUUCUUUCUCAAACCAACAAAAAGAAUAAGAUACAUAAAUGCUCUAUUUGUGGUAUGGAGUUUUCAUUGGGUCAAGCAUUAGGCGGACACAUGAGGCGUCAUCGCGAUGAAAUUAAUAAAACGUCGACGAUGAUACCGAUAUUGAAGAAGUCAAAUAGCAGCAAGAGGAUUUUUUGUUUGGACUUAAACAUAACACCUCAUGAUGAUAAUGUUGAUUUCAAGUUAUGGCCAAUGGCAGAGGCUCCAUCUCCUGUCUUACGAAUAUUUAUUUAAUUAAUUCAUUUUAAGUAGACACUUUGCAUUCAUUUUCUUGUGUAUAAUCAUUAAUUAGUUCGUUAAUUCUUUUAUAUUUUUAGAGUUUUGGUUAUAUUUUUAGAUCAUAUGUUCGAUUUUACCAUGAAAAGUUAUGAUUCAAUCAGAAAA
Molecule: messenger RNA, 723 nt
Organism: Solanum dulcamara
Lineage: Eukaryota; Viridiplantae; Streptophyta; Magnoliopsida; Solanales; Solanaceae
Product: zinc finger protein ZAT11-like
Exons: 1
Coding region: 85-573 (162 amino acids)
Source: RefSeq, a predicted model, not a curated record